GUUACCUCGAGAAGAAGCCCAAGAACAACUUUCGGGAUUUCAUCCCGGUGGUGCUGAGCAGCCGGACGCGCAGCCAGUCGGGAAGCAUCGCUGGUUCUUCUGCUGGGGUGACUGGAGAGUGUGAUGUGACUGGUCAGGAGAUUUUACCAUUGCUGGAGGAGGAUCAGGAAGAAGAGGAAGAGGAGGAAGAGGAGGAGGAGACAUCCUCGAAACGUCGCAAGCUGCGAAAAUCCCACAGGACGUCACGUUAUCACAGUCGCAGGGGCAGGGACAGGUCUGAGAGGAGCAGCUGUUACACGAGGAGGACCCGGGAGCUGCCUUGGAGAGUAGAAUCACCCAGGCAGGUGUGGGAACCCAACGAGGAGGAGGAAGAUGAAAACCACAUCAAAAGGAAGAAAAGGAGACGACAGAAAAGUCGGAAAUACCAGACAGGGGAAUAUUUGACCGAGCGAGAGGAGGAGCGAGUGGGCUACCCCCACAGAAGGAGAAAAUCCAAAGCAGAUUUCAGGUACAGGAAGCAGAAGGAAUCUGUGCAGGGUAAAGGGACAGAGCUAAGACUGAGGAGCAGGCUUUCCCCAUCACCCCGAAAAUCUCAAGGACGCCCAGACUUUCGGAAUGGCUUCUUCCUGGAGCACUCUGACAGCUCUCCUGUCCAAGAAGAGCUGGAGAAACCAUCAGGAAAACGCAAAUGUAAAACCAAACACCUGUCAGGGAUCUGUGAUGAGGGGAAGGGGAAAAGCUGCUGGAACCAACCCAAAAUGCGGCCUCUGAAGAAGCCCCAAGAAUUGUGGACACUUUGUAAGUCACGUCGGGUCAGCCCAGGGAGUUCCCCUGAAGUGCCCACAGCCCAGAACGUUCCUCCUGGAGCUCGGAGGCUGAUUGUCAACAAAAAUGCAGGGGAGACCCUUCUGCAGAGAGCAGCUCGCCUGGGCUACAAGGAUGUCGUGCUCUACUGCCUGCAGAAGAAGAGCAGUGACGUGAACCAUCGCGACAACGCUGGCUACACGGCCCUGCACGAAGCCUGCGCCCGAGGCUGGAUCGACAUCCUCCACAUCCUGCUGGAGCACGGAGCCAACGUGAACUGCAGCGCUCAGGAUGGCACACGGCCCGUCCACGACGCAGUCGCAAAUGACAACCUGGAAACCAUGUGGCUUCUUCUCUCCUAUGGUGCUGAUCCCACUCUGGCCACUUAUUCUGGGCAGACAGCUGUGAAGCUUGCCACCAGCGAAGUGAUGAAGCGUUUCCUCUGUGAUUACCUUCUGGAUCUCCAAGGACGCAGUGAUGGAGAUCCUCGAACAGCGUGGGACUUCUACAGCAGCUCUGUACUGGAGGGGAAGGAUAGCAUUGGAUACGAUCUUCUGCUCAACCCUCCAGGAAGUUCAGACCAGGAGGAAGAAGAGCAAGAAGCAGACAACUUCAUGUUUGAAUUCUCAGACAAGCCACUGCUUCCCAGCUACAACCUCCAAGUGUCUGUCUCUCGAGGGCCCUGCAACUGGUUCCUGUUCUCUGACGUGCUCAAGCGGCUGAAGCUGUCCUCCCGCAUAUUCCAGGCUCGCUUCCCCCACUUUGAGAUCGCCACGUUGCCCAAGGCAGAGUUCCAACGCCAGGUCUCUCUCAGCCAGGUGUUGGCACAGGAGGAGAUGCCAGAGAGCCCCGAGUCAGCACAGGGCACUGCAGAGACAGUGGAGCUGGUGCAU
Molecule: messenger RNA, 1697 nt
Organism: Antrostomus carolinensis (chuck-will's-widow)
Lineage: Eukaryota; Metazoa; Chordata; Aves; Caprimulgiformes; Caprimulgidae
Product: BCL-6 corepressor-like protein 1
Exons: 9
Biological process (GO): negative regulation of transcription by RNA polymerase II
Cellular component (GO): nucleus
Molecular function (GO): transcription corepressor activity; protein binding
Source: RefSeq, a predicted model, not a curated record